Zea mays is the source of this 9042-nucleotide messenger RNA. RefSeq names its product Tetrachloro-P-hydroquinone reductive dehalogenase. The record is from RefSeq and is a predicted model, not a curated record. The coding region runs from base 414 to 1211 and encodes 265 amino acids. Gene Ontology annotation, molecular function: glutathione transferase activity. NCBI's taxonomy places the organism in Eukaryota, Viridiplantae, Streptophyta, Magnoliopsida, Poales, Poaceae. The transcript is spliced from 12 exons.
CCACGCUGCGGAAGGAAAAAAAACGCGAACCCGGGCGAGCCGUGGUCGGCGGCGAGUUCCCUUUCCCGGGGGCCCGCAGCGAGGUGUCUUGGAUAGCCCAACCUCUCCCCAGGUCACCGACCAGGCAGGGAGGUGUCGUUGCGAUUGCGAGGACGCACGCAAAAUGGAAGAAGCUUUUGCAUCGACCCAGGCCGUGAAAAGGUGCCAGUGAGGACGAAUCCAACCACACGCCCCCACUCGCUUGAAACUGCCGCAGAGCCCCGCAAAGGCAACGACUGAAACUGCUCCGGCGACUACGAGCGCACCUAAACCCCGCCUGCGUCUCGUCGCCGAGAAGAAUCUUCGCCUUCGCGAAGCCUCUCCAUCUCCCCUCUCCGCCGCCGCCGCCGCUUCCUCGCCGGGACUCGGGAGCAAUGCAGCUGUACCACCACCCCUAUUCGCUGGACAGCCAGAAGGUACGGAUGGCGCUGGAAGAGAAGGGCAUUGACUACACAUCUUAUCACGUCAAUCCACUCACCGGCAAAAACAUGAAUGUGGACUUCUUUCGCAUGAACCCUUCCGCGAAGCUCCCUGUCUUCCAGAAUGGAGCGCAUGUCAUCUAUCGCGCUAUCGAUAUUAUUCAGUACAUAGACAGACUUGCAGUGCAUUUAAGUGGUGAAAUCCCCCCUGUGAACACUGAGGUCCACCAAUGGAUGCAGAAAGUUGAUGCUUGGAACCCUGAGAUGUUCACCCUCACGCACACCCCGGCCAAGCACCGUGCGUUUGUCUCCAAGUUCAUAAGGCGGGUGCUGAUUGCUCGCAUGGCUCAAGCCCCUGAUUUAGCCAGCAUGUAUCAUGUCAAGCUCCGUGAGGCUUACGAGACGGAUGAUAAAGUGAAGGACCCUGACAUCAUGAAGCAAAGCGAGGAAGAACUAAGCAAACUCCUUGAUGAUGUCGAAGCUCAGCUCGGCAAGACCAAAUAUCUCGCUGGCGAUGAAUUCUCACCUGCUGAUUCGAUGUUUGUCCCUGUUCUUGCGCGCAUAACUAUUCUGGACCUUGAUGAUGAGUACAUCAACUGCAGACCCAAGAUACUUGAGUACUACAAUUUGGUGAAGCUACGGCCAAGCUACAAGAUUACCAUUGGCAGAUACUUUAGUGGGUGGAAGAAGUACCGGACUCUCUUCAAGACAUCUUUCUUCCUUUGUGUUCGAACCCUGUUCAGGAAGUACUAGAUAGUUCGGCGGAUGAAAUAUCUGAAUCAGUACCUUGUGAACUGACAUGUAUAGUGAGUUUCGGUUAAAAAAUAAACUGUAUAUCUUCCAUGUGCCUUUUUGUGGUCUUGAGUUCAUUUUUACCUGUAAAAUCAAUAUGUUUGUUUGAUUAUAUAUUUCUGCUUCAUGUUGGAUGCAAAAAUGAAGGUUAUAGAACUGUAUACAGAAUAGGACUAAGUAUAUAUUUUGGAUUUAUCACUUGUUCUAGUCCAAUUCAUGUCUAAAAUAAAUUGUUGUUAGCUUGUGAUUUUGGCAUUGUCUAAUUGUUUCCCUAAUUUAUAACUUCACCAAGUUAUUAUGUCUUUUUUCCUUCUAUCUUCUAAUUGCUUUUAAGGGAGGUUAUCCCUGAUACUCUAAUGCACAAGGUAUGUUCUAUCUAUCCUUUCAGCCCACUCCUAUCAUACUUAAGUGCAAGUUCUAUGACACUCUGAUAUUUUCUUUUCCAUUCUAAAUGCAGGCUUUGAUACUGAUUGGCAUUUUAGAUAUGACCAUAUAGGAAGCCAGUGGCAAAUCUAGCCAAACAUAUCGUCGAGGUCAUCAGGAUUAGCUUCACUAUAUAAUACAUUUUUUUUGAAUUUUAAUAGUGCUUUGCUAAAUGAUUUAUAAAUUUUAUCAGGGUCGCUGACCUCGAUAAACACUCCUAAAUUCGCCCCUGAGGUAAGCAUAAGAUCUGCAUGUGCUCUACAUUUAAAAUGCAGUACAGUGGCCUGACUAUCACAUGCUCCUUUUGCUCCAAUGAUGUACCAUGGCCCAGGUCUGUACUUUGUUUUCUCUGCAUAAUGUUUUCUCCAGAGUACACUACAGGUCUAUAUAUACCUCAGAGAGAAGGUUUUCUGUUCAACAAUCCAAGUUUCUUUGCUGUGGAGCAUAUGGAAAGCUGUAGCUAUAGGACUUGAGAGUGAGCUGGGAAAGGGAAGAGAGGGCCUAAGAGCAGUGGGAAUGGGAACAUGGAGGAAAGCCCAUCCUGUUGGUUUCCUCCUCCAGAAACCGAGGUGGAAGCUUGGUUCGGUGUUUCCCGAUGCCUCCCAUUCCUAUUGUUCUUAAGCACUUCAUCCUUUUCCUUUUGGCUUACUGUGCAUCCAAAUUAUGCUCCUAUUUGGAUGGGUUGAAUUUGAGAGUGAGCAUGGAAGAGGAAGAGAGGGUCUAAGAGCAGUGGGCAUGGGAACACGGAGGAAGGCCUAUGAGUGGAAAGCUCAUUUUGGGUCUUCCUGAUGCCUCCCAUGCCUAUCGUUGUUAGGUGCUCCUUCCUCUUGCUUUUGGCUCACAUGACAUACACGAUGAGUGUUGUGCCUCCAUUCCUGAUUUGACAUUUUUUUUUCUUUUAUGUUUGUUUUGGCAUGCCUUAGUAGAUGCAUAGUUUACGGUGUUGGCUUUGUUUCCUGGAAUGUUUUAAGUUCAAAAUUUUGGCAUGUUUGGUCACAGAUAAAUUAAAGGUAGCUUAGUUAGAUUGCCAACAGUUCAAGUUUCAGAUUCCACUAGCACAAUCAUACAAUUGCUUAACUAUUGACUGUUCUGAAUAUGAACACAUAUCAUGCCUACAGGGCUACAUCUAUCAGCUAGCAUAUAUGGAGUAAGAAACUAACUAGCACUUCCUCGAACUUAACAGCAUGAGACACAGAAAUGCUGUUUGACAGAACAUAAAAAGGGCAUGCAUUUUCAGCCAACUUAUCUUUGACGAAGUACUGCAAAAGGAAGUACAGAGACAAGGAUGAUGAAACAUAUAUAAGAAUAUAAGAUAUGAACAUUGUACAUCUGACUCCAUAGCAGGAACAAACUCAGCAACUUCCCUACAAGAUUUGAACCAAAUGAGCUACACUGAAAUCACACAAGCAUGGGGCAUAGCAAUUCAGAAGGGCAGGCGGUCAAUAAGUUUGCAAGAAGAAAAUAUGGGAGCUAGAACAUUUAUGACUAAUUGCAUCCUGUUUGCACUGCCUAAACAUAUGCAAUUACGUCUGUGGCAAAUGAUUUCUCAUCGCGUGAGUUCGUGGUGAUAUGGCUAUACUCUGGGUCUAAGCAGGUGUGCGCAAUCUCAUAGGGCUCCAGCAAAGUGAGUGGCGGAUUCAGAAACAAUGCAAGAGGAGGGCUAAAUAGCAGAAGGCUAAAAUUUCUAUGGUAAAUCAGUGUCGGAUACUCGGAUGAGACUGAACGUCUAGAUGGCAUGCAUUUGGCACUAGAUUUUUUUUCCUGCUAUUACCAAUGACUGCACAAAGAAAAUGUAGAUGUAUACACAACAAGAACAUUCCAUCUGACUUGGUAGACCAUCAAUGGCACACAUAAUAAUAAUUUGCAAUACCGUCCGUCCAAAAAAAUAAUUUGCAAUACUGCAAAAUUUGAAUAUAACAAUCUAUAAAGAUUGUACGUGCCAGUGCCGGUCCUGACAUUUUAGAGGCCCAGGACAAGACUUAUAAUAGAGGCCCUUUAAUAAUAUUAAUUAUUACACAUAAUUAUAGUGCAUAUAUAUAUUGUUAAUAAAUAUUUAUGUAUAUUUGAAAACGUUGUUUAUAUCUCUACUACUUAUUAAGGCUCUAAGGGUAGCCUGCCGUUCUGCCGUUCUGCGAUCUCAGCCGUCCAUUCUAUCGUGUAAUCUCACUCGUCUGAUCUCGCCAUCCGAUCCCACGCACCGCAGCCCAUGACAUACGGCAAAUGGAAAACCCUAAUCUUUAGCACCUCGCGGUCUCCAGCGCCCCCGCCGCUUGCCAACCGCCACCCGACCCGCGGUCUCCAUCGUCCCGGCUGCCGCUUGCCAGCUUCCACCCGCAACCGCCGCGCUGCCUCCCGUCCCCUCCCCUCCCAAUUGCACAUCCGAUUCCUGCAGACGGAGCAGUCUCUCUCUUCCCAUCGCAGCCCUGGCUAUGGCGAAGACGGGGCGGUCUGCUCCGCCUCCAGCCACUCCGCGACACCUGGUGGCGACUCCGUCGCCUGCUGAGCACAUGGUGGACGCGAUGGGAGAUGGCGGUGGAGGAGGGCCGACGAGGGCGGCGGCGCCACGGAGCACCCGGUCGAGGUGAUCGGCCGCAUCCGGAACCUCGCCUCGGGUGUCUCGUCCGCGCUGGAGUUCGCGUGGGGCGGGACGGCCGUGCGCGUGCGCGGCGAUGCCGGCGGGUGUCGUGACUUCACCCUCGACGGCGUCUCCGUGUUGGAGGAGGAGGACCUCGAGGGGUUCUACCACCGGUUCGUGCGCUCCAGGAUCUACGGCGUCCCCGAUGCGCUCGGCAACCUCCACCCUCCUCGUCGUGACGAUCUCGGUCGGCCGAGCUCCGCACCAACCAGGCAACCACCAGCUCGAUCUCCUCGUUGUAAGCCUUGCCAACCUACAGCCCGCUCUCCUCGCCGACAUGCGAGGAUCUCGGCCGACCGAGCUCUGCGAACCCGCCCCUCUCGCGUCGAGCUCCGCGUUUCCCCACCCGCCAUCCCGCCCUUCGUGUUUCCCUGCCCACUCUACCUCUCGCCUAUCGUGCCGCCCACCAUCCGCUUCCGUCGCAAGGGAACCGAGGAUCUCGACAGAUCCACCCGCCAUCCUGCCCGCGCUUCCUCGCAAAACAAAUACCCCUAGCACCCCUCCACACUGGUGGCCUUGCUGGGUCCUACUCCUCCUCGGCUGUGCCUGCUGGGGUGGCGGCGGCAGGAACUAGGUAAGAAAAGGAAGGGAAGGGGAUGUAUGAGGUAGAGCAGAACCGUAGCGGUGACGCUGUCACACAUGGAUCUGGACCACCAGAUCUCGCAGCUGCGGGAUUGCAAGUUCAUGCCGGCGGUGGAGGUCAAGGCGCUAUGCGAGCAAGCAAAGGCGAUCCUCAUCGAGGAGUGGAACGUACAGCCCGUGCGUUGCCCCGUCACUAUGUGUGGUGACAUCCACGGCCAGUUCUACAACCUCAUCGAGCUCUUCCGCAUCGGCAGGGAAGCGUCUAACACCAACUACCACUUUUAUAUAGAUAGAAACUAAGUAUCCAGUGUGAUCUCUGAUUCUUUGAAUUAUACCUUGAGAUCUCUGAUUCUCUGAUGCAUAUAUAGAAGAUUGGUUAUGAUGAUUCAACAGCUGAAUUUUUUCUGGUGGGGAUAUAGCUGAGUAAAGAAUUAGAUUAUAGAAUAGUUGAGCAUUGAGGCAAGUUUACUAUCUCUGUUUAGUUUGGGGGUGGCUUUGUUAACGGGAAACGUGCAUAUCUUUCUAGCGCACUUUCCCUUCAUGUGAUUGAUCCGUGAAUCUGUACAUAACAUGUGUGGCAAUUUUAGUUCAAUUUAACCAAUAAACAUAGAUAGUAAACUUGGCUGAGACUGAUCAAACCCGUGCAAAAGUUCUGUGAUAGUCCCUUCUCGGUUUUCUUGUGUCCAGCUUGGUGUCUAAUGAACCAUGCCAUGCUUAAUAAAUCCAUUUAUGUCUUACCAGUAGAACGAGCGACAUUGAAUAUUUUGUAAUUUUCCUGGUUUUCAUAUUACAUCUGCGGUUCCACACACAUGAUUUUUUGUUCAUUUGUAUCUUAUUUAUCUUUUUAUUUAAGAUUUUUUUAUCCUUCAAGUACCUUAGAAGGCUGCAAUUAUUUUGUAGAUACUUUAUGUACACAACAAAAGAUUUGGAAGAGUGGUCAGAAAAUCAUGAUUCCUUUCGCCACGAGCAGAAUUUGGUUCAGUGGACCGAGAAAAAACGGCCAUGUGUUGAAGCCCUUUUCAUCGUUGUUGUUCAAUGUAUCUCUAUCUAUUGAAAUUUCAAAUCAUCACCCCAAUAUGCCUUAGUUGAUGUUCUGUAUGCAAGCAACAAUGGAUUUAUGAGGUAUGUUUUCUCUAAUCUCUACUACUAUGAAGAAUGUAAGGGGGUAGGGUGCCUCUCUCUGGUUCUGCCGUUCUGCCACCCAUCGAUCUAGACGGUCCAUAUCGCACCCACGCUUCCGCCCACCUCCCCCCGCACCCAAUCCCUAACCUCCCUUGCCUCCCCCGACUUCGCUCCCGAAUGGCUCGCCCCGCAUCCACCGCGCGCAAACCGUCCUCGCUCUCGUUCAGUCCGUCUCCCCCUCUCUCCAUCCAAAGCAUGUGCGACGCCGCCGCCACUCUCCUUCAUGGCCUUCGUGUGUCCCUCCUUCCCUGCCCGCUGCCCCUGCCUACGGCCGCGUCCUGCCCGGCGCUUGUCCACGCCAGACGCCCACACCAGAGACCACCGCCGGUCAGCCACACGCUCGAGAAUAGGCGGCGGCGCAGGUCCUCCUCCAUCUCUAUCAUGGUGAGUUCCCCUCCCCUCUACCGUACCUUGGACGAUCCUUACUUCCUUUACCGAUGCGUCAUCCUACAAAACUACGAACCUACUCGAGUUUUGAAGAAUUUAACCCUUUCGGUUUCCUUGGCUGUCCAGACCUGGCUUCCCCCUCGGCGCUGGCGUGCAGAGUUUGCACUGCAGAUCCGUUUCGGUGUGGGCGUCGAGGGUGUGUAAGGUGAGGGGGUUAGCUCCUCGUGUAGAUAGCUUGACGAGAGAAGGGUGGGAUGUGACUGUUGUCUCUACUUCUGGUUCCCAUGAAUUGUAGUUGUUACUGAUGUUAAUAAACUAGAUUGGGGAUCCGGCUGCAUUUGUUGUUGUCUCCAGAUGGCGCAGAUGCAUAACCUACAUCUUUGUGAUAUUUUCUGGUCUACCUUGUUUUCAUGUUGACAAUGGUCUGCAUUGUUCAUAUUUGUGAUUUGAUUGCCCUAACUCUGUAAAUUUGGGACCAGUGUGUCUCUAACCUAGCACAAAUUUGUCUUCUUUGCAUAGUAAAACAGCUACUAGGGCAUGUUUAUGUUUUAGUACUUGCUGGCUGCAUUUAAUGCUUUCUCCAAAUGAUGCAUACUCUUAACGCUACCAGUAGAAUUGUUGUGUGUUCAAGGCUUUUUUGAAAGAUAUGAGGUUUUCAUCAUGCAACAGCAACCCUGACUUUGAUUUUAUAUGGCAGAUACCAAAUAUCAUUUAUCUCCAUGAUGUAACGAAUAUUUGGCACAUCCCUUUGUUGCUUAGAGAUCAGAAGGCCAAUGAAGCUAUUUUGGAAGUGUUAGACCUUCGAUGGUAUGCCAUUGGACCAAAGUAUUAAUUAUAUAUGCAACGUUUGUGUCAUCUGUUCCACUAAUACCAGCAGUGUGCUAUUGUUGUUUGUUCUGGCCUGCUACUUGCAACUGUUAGCCGAUUAACAUAAGAAUUUAACAACUUUUUAAACCUAAGGUGUCUAUGUUGGUGAUCCUUCUAAGCUCAGUAUGAAGGCUGCAUUUAGGAAGGUUUGGUGGUUGAAAGAAGCUGGUGGUAGUAUUAUUGGUGGAACCAUCAAGAGAAAUUCAGGAGAUGAGCAAGAAUCCAAAACCACCCAAGGAUGCGUAAGAGACAGAUGCAUUUUCUUUUUGUUCCACUAAUUGGCUGUUCCCGGAUAUAUAUGCAACGCUCGUGUCAUCUGUUCCAAUACUUGAAGAAGCAGCACGCUACGAGUUGAGAUAUGGGCACAGAAAUAGAGCUACAAGAAGUCUAUUUUCUUCUUAUCCUUUUGAUUAAUCAUGUGUUUAUAUGAUUCAAUCAUGGAAACAACUGUCAGUUUUGAUAGUGUGCAGGAUGUGGAUAUUUUGGCAUAUUACACGUUGAGUGGUGAAUUCAAGUAUCAGUUUGGGUCUAGAAGGUGAAGCUGAUCAGUUGCUGCUGGAUGAGACCUAUCACUUCAUGCUCCCCUUGACAAAUUCAUGGAAAAUAAACCAAAAGGGAGCCACAUAGCUAAAGGAAGAUGGCACGAUGGAUCACAAAUGCCCCAGCUAAAAAGCUUAACCUGAAUCAUCAUAUUAUUGGAGGAGAGCUUCUAGAAUUGUCAAAAAAUGAAGUGCCUCCUGAAGAUAUUGUUUUCCACCGUUUAUAUUUGAACAAGACUGGCCCAGUUAAUCGUAAGGCAAAGCGGAAGGACUCAGUUCUUGAUGAAGGAAAAGUGUGAGGAGCUUGGUUAGUUAAACACUCUCCUUCCUCUUUUGUUGGCACAACUGAUAUGCCAUAGAGAGUCAGCAUAUAUAUUAUCCCCUGGGACACCAUUUAAUUGUUAACAUUGUGAUGGUAUUAUGUACUGUUAAUUGUUGACUGAGACACUGAACAUUAUUAUUGCAGAGUAUUUUUGUAGGUUGCAGAUUCCUAAGGAAUCAAAUGUCAUGAAUCAGAUACUUAAAUCCAACUACAUUGUCAGAAUGAGGUCCUAUAAUGAAGCUGAAUUUGUUAAUAUAUUGACAAUUAAGUCGUAAUUGUCUCUACAUAAAUAUAGAAAUUAGGAAAAUUGUUUUAGAGGAGGACUAGACCAGGCGAAUGGCUUGCCAUGGAAACAGUAGCAGUUGCAGAUGAGGAUAUACUAUCAAGGCUAUGAAAAUGGCUACUGCUAGGAAUCUAGAUGGACAGAUUGACAUGGUGAAGGUGCUUGUCUUAAAGAACAAGACAAACUUGCCCUCACCAACUCUUCAGUAAACCUUUGGUGGUAGAGCCACAACAGGCAAUGGUUAUGGGUUCACCUUUAGAGGAUGCAAGACAUUUGGCCCAGAGCUACAAUGGGACGUGCUGCGAUCAAGAUGUAGGUAUCAAAGUACUUGAGCCUGAGCGGGUUAGUGUUGAUAUGCUACGUGAGUUUGCACAGGAAGUUUAUAUAAUGAAGUGAGUGAUGAGCUUUACUUAUGCUUGGACUAAGAAAAUUGUGUAACAGUCACUUCAUGAUACAACAUUUUAGAAUGAUGUUCCAUCAUUUAUUUAUGACUGCCCAAGCAAAUUGGAUUCGUUGUAAUGACUUCUCAUGUGGGAAGUUACAUGAUGCUAAUUUACGAUUUUUGUGUUUCA